Abrus precatorius (Indian licorice) is the source of this 1659-nucleotide messenger RNA. RefSeq names its product probable sugar phosphate/phosphate translocator At3g11320. Gene Ontology annotation, cellular component: Golgi apparatus. The coding region runs from base 106 to 1275 and encodes 389 amino acids. NCBI's taxonomy places the organism in Eukaryota, Viridiplantae, Streptophyta, Magnoliopsida, Fabales, Fabaceae. The record is from RefSeq and is a predicted model, not a curated record. The transcript has 6 exons. Gene Ontology annotation, molecular function: antiporter activity.
UUCUCUCUUCUCAAACCUGAAAUUCAACUUUCCCUGUCUUCUCACUCCAUUAUUCUCUUCCUCUCUUCUGUUCCAGCUAGCUAGAUUCGUGGACUUGCUUCUUCAAUGGCUCAGAUUGCGGUUACUGCUCCAGCAACUGCAAUAGCUAUAAAUGGUAGGGGGAAGCAACUCUAUGUUGCAAAAAACAAAGUGAUCUUACCCAGUUGGAGGAUCGAAAGGGUUUCAUUGUUUGCUUCAUCAAAUUCAUAUGGGAAUAGAAGUGCUGUUGUUAAGGUAUCUGAAGGAGCAGCCAUCCCUAUCACUCAUGGUUGGCCAUCUCAAAAGGGUUCCGGAGAUCAAAUUGAAGGUGAGAGAAUGAAGGGUUCGAACCGUUUCUUCACGUUUGGGUUGGUGGCAUCGUGGUACUCUUCCAACAUUGGGGUGCUUCUGUUGAACAAGUACUUGCUCAGCAACUAUGGGUUCAAGUACCCGAUCUUUCUCACCAUGUGUCACAUGACAGCGUGUUCUUUGUUCAGCUAUGUUGCAAUAGCGUGGUUGAAGGUGGUGCCCUUGCAAACCAUUCGAUCCAGGGUGCAGUUCUUCAAGAUCUCUGCUCUCAGCCUUGUUUUCUGUGUCUCUGUUGUGUUUGGGAACAUAUCACUACGUUACCUCCCUGUGUCUUUCAAUCAAGCCAUUGGUGCCACCACGCCUUUCUUCACUGCUGUUUUUGCUUAUCUUAUGACCUUCAAGAGGGAGGCUUGGCUCACUUAUCUCACCCUUGUUCCUGUUGUUACUGGGGUCAUCAUUGCCAGUGGGGGUGAACCAAGUUUUCAUUUAUUUGGAUUUAUCAUAUGUGUUGCUGCUACAGCUGCUAGGGCCCUAAAAUCAGUGCUACAAGGAAUUUUGCUUUCUUCUGAAGGAGAGAAGCUGAAUUCUAUGAACCUUCUACUUUACAUGGCUCCAAUGGCUGUGGUUUUCCUCCUUCCUGCAACGCUUAUAAUGGAAGAAAAUGUGGUUGGCAUCACAUUGGCUCUUGCCAGAGAUGAUGUCAAAAUCAUUUGGUAUCUGCUAUUUAAUUCGUCACUUGCAUAUUUUGUCAACCUGACCAAUUUUUUGGUCACGAAACAUACCAGUGCUCUGACCCUUCAGGUAUUAGGGAAUGCUAAAGGGGCUGUAGCGGUAGUAGUUUCAAUUCUAAUAUUUAGAAACCCAGUAUCAGUCACUGGAAUGCUGGGUUACGCGCUCACAGUAUUUGGAGUUAUACUCUAUAGUGAAGCCAAAAAGCGAAGCAAGUGAUACAUCAUUCUUGGGAAGUCAGCAAACUCACAAUAUUUUGUUUUCGUUACUGCACAGACCACCUCACUAUUCCAUGAGGCAAAUUUGUUUAGCUUCUAGUGAUCAGAAUCCACAGAUUUCUGACUCUAAUAUACAAUUUUUUUCCCCACACGGAAGGCCUCUUUAAACGAGUUCCUCAUUGUAUUAGCAAUGAUGCAGAAAUAGCCCACAGUACAAAAGUUGCAAUAAGUGACUAAUGUCUCUACUUCGCCUAUGAUGGGAUAAUUGAGUACUUUUUAUCAUUUAUUCUUAGAGGAAAGAGUUGUAAAAUUGGAUAUCUACACACCUAUUGUUUACACUAUUUACAAUUUUACAUUUGUUUAUUAAUGAUAAAAUUCACAUUUC